AUGUCCAAGCUCACCCUUCUCUUAUUCACGUUGGCUCUCACCGUCGUUUCCUCCAAGCCUGAAAAUGAAAUCAUCCCCGAUAACCUUAACACUUUAUCUGCCGAAGAUACCAACAACCCAACCAUUCACGGAUCCGGGUCAUCAGGACCCGAAUUAACAUCUUCCGAUGAGAUCACUGUACCGGUCAAUUUCAUGAAUUUCCAUCCAAUCAAUCGUCACUUCCCUAGACGUCCCUUGACUUUCAACCGCCGUCCGUGCCACCACCGUCGACACGAGCUGUUCCGACGAGGCCUCCAGAUCCCUUACGGCAACGACAUGAUCUUCUCCGGUGAAGAUCCUUCGUUAGACGGCGUAGUCGUGGAUAUUCCGGCGGUCAAGAUGUUUGUCGGUCCCAUCGCGGUGGAGGAGACAAAACGCCAUCUCGAGGCGGAGGAUGAUGUUUCCAUGAAGAUUACGGUGACUUUGAUGAAGCGCAAAGAAGAAGGAGAAGGUGAAAGAGAGAAUUUGUUCAGGACAAAGAUUCGCAAGUUUCUUAACCAUUUGGUCUGA
Messenger RNA from Eruca vesicaria subsp. sativa (arugula), 549 nucleotides. The record is from the annotation of a GenBank genome assembly. NCBI's taxonomy places the organism in Eukaryota, Viridiplantae, Streptophyta, Magnoliopsida, Brassicales, Brassicaceae.